Molecule: messenger RNA, 3340 nt
Organism: Peromyscus maniculatus bairdii (prairie deer mouse)
Lineage: Eukaryota; Metazoa; Chordata; Mammalia; Rodentia; Cricetidae
Gene: Tubgcp5
Product: tubulin gamma complex component 5
Biological process (GO): cytoplasmic microtubule organization; microtubule nucleation; spindle assembly
Cellular component (GO): spindle pole; microtubule organizing center; gamma-tubulin complex
Molecular function (GO): microtubule minus-end binding; gamma-tubulin binding
Source: RefSeq, a predicted model, not a curated record
CCGCCCCUCCGCCAAGACUCCUGAUAGGCAGCGGGUGGCUAUGGCCCGGCCUAAGCCGUCCGGGAGCCGGAUGGACAGACAGCUGGAGCGUGAUGUGUGUGAGCUCGUGCGGCGGGUUACUGGCCUGCAGGACGAGGCGGAUCCCAACUUCCAACUGGCCUUGGACUUCGCCUGGUCCAACUUCAGAUUUCAUCGUUUCUUGGAUGUCAACAGUCACAAAAUAGAAAAAACAAUAGAAGGGAUAUAUGAAAAAUUCACCAUUCAUUCUGAUCUCAGCAAAGCAGCUAGUUGGAAGAGAUUAACUAAGGAGUUUCUCAAUGCACCAUUUCCCAGCGCAGAGAAAGUAAAGACAGAUGCACAUUACUCCAUACUCUCACUCCUCCUGUGUCUGUCUGAUUCUCCUUCCAACAGCAACUAUGUGGAAACACCAAGAGAUAAAGAAGUGGAAAAGAAAGAUGAUUUUGACUGGGGGAAAUACUUGAUGGAAGGUGAAGAAAUUGGCCUUGGUCCAAAUAUCGAUACACCGAACUGGUCUGAAGACAGUGAUGAUGAAGACGCACAGCAGCCCUUAAGCAGAGAGGAUUCUGGGAUACAGGUAGACAGGACCCCGCUAGAAGAACAAGACCACAACAGAACAGGGGGGCCUCAAGUCGGCUGGGAAGCAGAUGAGCCAGAUAGCCGGAGUUGGCUGGAACAGCAUGUAGUCCAUCAGUACUGGACAACCAGGCGCUGCCGGAUCCCACACAGUAUGCAUUUGCACUCCAAUUUAGCUGCUGUCUGGGACCAGCACCUGUACAGCAGUGAUCCGCUGUAUGUUCCAGAUGACAGGGUGGUGGUUACUGAGACACAGGUUAUUCGGGAAACCCUAUGGUUACUUUCAGGGGUAAAAAAGCUGUUUAUAUUUCAGUUGAUAGAUGGGAAGGUCACUGUGAGAAACAAUAUUAUUGUAACUCAUUUGACACAAAGCUGUUUACGAUCUGUGCUUGAACAAAUAGCAGCAUAUGGCCAGGUUGUGUUUCGGCUCCAGGAGUUCAUUGAUGAAGUCAUGGGGCACAGCUCUGAAAGCCUAUCACCUGGAAAUGGUUCCGUACCUAAGAAGCCACCUGAAGCCCCCUUUAGAACCUACCAGGCUUUCAUGUGGGCCCUCUACAAGUAUUUCAUUAACUUCAAAGAGGAACUUACAGAGAUUGAGAAGUGCAUCAUCAGUAGUGAUACCACGAUAACGCUUGCAAUAGUGGUGAACAAGUUGGCCCCUCGACUGGCUCAGCUCAAGGUCCUGCACAAAGUGUUCAGUACUGGAGUAGCAGAGGUCCCACCUGACACUCGGAAUGUCGUCCGGGCAUCUCACCUGCUUAACACCCUGUACAAGGCCAUCCUUGAGUAUGACAACGUUGGAGAAGCCUCUGAGCAAACUGUCUCCCUCCUGUUCUCUCUCUGGGUGGAAACAGUGCGGCCCUACCUCCAAACCGUAGAUGAAUGGAUCGUGCAUGGGCACCUGUGGGAUGGUGCGAGGGAGUUCAUCAUACAGAGGAACAAAAAUGUUCCAGUAAAUCACAGAGACUUCUGGUAUGCAACCUACACUUUGUACAGUGUGUCGGAGAAGACAGAAAAUGAAGACAAAAUGAGUGACAAUGCCAGUGCCAGUUCUGGCAGUGACCAGGGUCCCUCCAGCAGACAGCACACCAUGGUGUCCUUCCUCAAGCCUGUCCUGAAGCAGAUCAUAAUGGCCGGCAAGUCAAUGCAGCUGCUGAAGAACCUGAACUGUGCAGAGGGCUCUGCGUGUCAGGCAGCAGCCAGAGAUGCAGAAAGAAAAAGCUUAUAUACCCUCUUUCUGGAAUCUAUACAGUUGCGUCUUCAACAUGGAGAAGAUUCGACUCCACACAUUCUUACUGAGCAGCAGGCAACCAAAGAGAACUUAAUAAAGAUGCAGUCCAUUGCUGAAAGGCAUCUUGAGCUAGAUGAUAUUCAUGACCCACUGCUGGCCAUCAACUUUGCAAGGUUGUAUUUGGAGCAAAGUGACUUUCAUGAGAAGUUUGCUGGUGGUGACAUCUGUGUGGAUAGAUCAUCAGAGUCUGUGACGUGCCAGACUUUUGAAUUAACGCUGAGGUCUUGCCUCUAUCCUCACAUUGAUAGACAGUACCUACAUUGCUGUGGAAAUCUCAUGCAGACCUUAAAAAGAGAUUUCAGGUUGGUGGAGUACUUGCAAGCCAUGAGGAAUUUUUUCUUGAUGGAAGGUGGAGACACCAUGUAUGAUUUCUAUACUUCAAUUUUUGAUAAAAUAAGAGAAAAGGAAACCUGGCAGAAUGUGUCUUUUCUUAAUGUCCAGCUCCAAGAAGCAGUAGGACAACGCUAUCCUGAAGAUAGUUUACGUUUAUCUAUAUCUUUUGAAAAUGUUGAUACAACUAAGAAGAAACUACCUGUUCACAUCUUAGAUGGUCUUACCCUAAGCUACAAGGUCCCAUGGCCUGUGGACAUUGUCAUAAGUGUAGAAUGUCAAAAAAUUUAUAAUCAGGUGUUCCUUCUCCUAUUGCAAAUAAAAUGGGCAAAAUACAGCCUAGAUGUUCUACUGUUUGGUGAACUGGCUAAUGCUGCUGAAAGAUCCCAAGGAAAAGAAGACCUGCGUGAACAAGACACACUCUCCCAAUUUGGACCACCCAAAGAAUCAUUAAGACAGCAGAUUCAUCGCAUGUUUCUCUUAAGAGUGAAGCUCAUGCACUUUGUGAAUAGUUUACACAACUACAUCAUGACCAGGAUUCUUCACAGUACAGGGCUGGAGUUUCAGCAUCAAGUUGAGGAAGCCAAGGAUUUAGAUCAGUUGAUUAAAAUUCACUACAGGUAUUUGUCAACCAUCCAUGACCGAUGUCUGCUGAGAGAAAAGGUCAGCUUUGUAAAGGAAGCCAUCAUGAAAGUGUUGAACUUGGCGCUUAUGUUUGCAGAAGGUUGGCAGGCAGGCCUUGGAGCUUGGCAAAUGGAAUCUAUAGAGAAAAUGGAAUCUGAUUUUAAAAACUGCCACAUGUUUCUCGUAACCAUUUUAAAUAAAGCUGUCUGUAGAGGAUCUUUUCCGCAUUUGGAAUCUCUAGCACUGUCGCUCAUGGCUGGGAUGGAGCAAAGUUAAAAUCUCUGAUGUAACAAGUACCUUAGACUUCAUCAUCAUCCAUGUACAUUGUCAUCAUUUGCUGCUGAGAAAUAAAAAUCUUAUUUUUACUUAAUUUUAUUUUAAACCGAUCUAGACAAAUGAAUUGUAGGUAUUUUCUCUGGAGAUUGUUACCAAGUGUGUAAAAUUAUGUAUAUAAGAUUGUGUAUAUAAUUGUAAAAUAUAUAAAAGUAGAUUAUUUACUCA